UUGAAAUGGCUCCGUUACACAGACCACAUUAUAAGAUCCCUCGAACCACUAUAUAAUGAAGCGGCCCGGAUUAUCACCGGCCUACCACGAUGGACCAAAAGAGCUAAACUCCUCCGAGAAGCAGGCUUACCCCCCUUAGAACACCUCCUGACAUAUCGCUCAAGAAAGUACGGAACCAGAAUACUCUGCUCCGAGGCAACCCAUCCCAACAAUGAAUCCCUGAUCGAGCUCCUCCCUUACAAAGAAGCAAAUAUCAAAGGAACAGGCCUACACCGAAUCGCUUCCCUACUACUCCCAUACCAGACCCCCGGAAAUGCGAGAGAAAAGUGGAACCAAAAUAAACUACUACGCGACCACCUGUUGGAAGAAUGGAACACACAAUCAAUACCGAACUACCACCACCGGGGGGACUUCCGCCCCCCUCCCAAGAUAGCGAAACUCACCCUCACGGAAGCAAAAAAAGUAUUUCGAAUCCGGUGCCAAACCACCCGAAUCGACAAACACGCAGUAUAUACAGACCCCGAACCAUGCCAGUGUGGGAUGGAAAACUCAGCGAAACACAUACUCAUGGAAUGCCCAGCGUGGGCUCGAAUCCGCACCCCUCUGAUAGAGAAGAUCCCCGGAGCGAUGACCUGGGAAAACUGGAUGUUUACAAACCUGAGAACGGACCUCAUCCUACAAUUUGCAAAACAAUCUCAACUCUCGAAAUGGUACGAGUCGGCGGAGGCGGAGGCGGACCUGGAAGAGGGGAUGGAAGAAAAUGACCGGGAACGGGAUUAG
Messenger RNA from Morchella sextelata, 780 nucleotides. RefSeq lists its product as uncharacterized. The transcript has a single exon. NCBI's taxonomy places the organism in Eukaryota, Fungi, Ascomycota, Pezizomycetes, Pezizales, Morchellaceae. The record is from RefSeq and is a predicted model, not a curated record.